CGGUGUACAUUCAAGGUUCGUGAAUCUCCACUCAACUCAGACUCGAUGGUGUCCGGCGCCCUCGAAAGACAUCUUCUGACUUGCCAAACUGAUCGAGCAUGCGCAUGCUCAUCUGAUCACUCGCCUGUCAGUAUGUCAGCUUCCCACUUUGCGGUGGACACCGUGGGCACUGGUGCAAUGGGUGCAGAGGGGUGCGCAGAGGCUAUCGCAGAAGCCAACGAGGUUAUUGACCUCUAUGCGACAAAAGACACGAGCGUCAGCGCUUCGGAGCUCAAGGUAUCUUACUUUGCCUUCUUCGUGGCUCGCGCGGGAAUGGGCCCAAAUUACGUGGCCAGGCUCGAGAGGGAGUUUCGCAUCUUGUCGGUUUAUCUAGUGGCGCAUAGCGUUGAACGAUUACUUGGCCCCGCAGCAAGAGUGGAUGAGUGGUUGCUAGAACGGGUCGGGGCUGUACGAUACCUCAAGCACGUGUUCAGGACUAGUGACAAAGCGGUGCAGGUGUGCGGAACGGCACAAAGCAACGCAAGCAUAUUUCGCACGACACCAGGUGUUUGA
Messenger RNA from Ceraceosorus guamensis, 552 nucleotides. RefSeq lists its product as hypothetical. Bases 46 to 552 code for a protein of 168 amino acids. The record is from RefSeq and is a predicted model, not a curated record. The transcript has 4 exons. Lineage: Eukaryota; Fungi; Basidiomycota; Exobasidiomycetes; Ceraceosorales; Ceraceosoraceae.